Hyposmocoma kahamanoa is the source of this 2766-nucleotide messenger RNA. Its product is annotated as gastrula zinc finger protein XlCGF46.1-like. Bases 196 to 1521 code for a protein of 441 amino acids. Gene Ontology annotation, molecular function: RNA polymerase II cis-regulatory region sequence-specific DNA binding; DNA-binding transcription factor activity. The record is from RefSeq and is a predicted model, not a curated record. Lineage: Eukaryota; Metazoa; Arthropoda; Insecta; Lepidoptera; Cosmopterigidae. The transcript has a single exon. Gene Ontology annotation, biological process: regulation of transcription by RNA polymerase II.
ACCCACCUCUAUACACGACUCUACUCUUGUACCACUAUGGGAUCUGCCCUUUAGGGUAAUAUUGUUCUGUGGAUCUGCCCCACAAACUAGAAACUACUAAUACAAGCGACUUUUCGAAUACUAUGCAAUAGUUUUUAAUAAUCGCUUCCUUGGAGAAUCUUUACAAUUCUUCUAAGACUUGCCUAGACAUUCUUUAUGAUGAUGAACAGCCCGAUGAGUUUGCAUGAGGAAGUCCACAUCAAAGAGGAGCCAGUUGGUGUUGCGGAAGAAGAACAAACCACAGAGCUAGCUCUGUAUGCAGACCAUGAGAUCAAGGAAGAAAUGGUCAUAGGCCCAGUGAUGUUGCAGCUUCCUAAUGUAGCUCAAGCAAGAUGUGGGCAGAGCAUAUUUGACAAGUUGAACGUUGAUCCUCAACUGAACAAGUGUGAUGUUUGCAAUACGGGUUUUAUAAAAAAACUUGAACUGAGGAGUCCUAUAAUGACACACAUGGUAAAGAAACAAUACAAAUGUGAAUUUUGUAGCAAAUCUUUUACUAAGAAAGCCUAUUACAGUAGACAUUUAACAACUCACACUGGAAAUAAAUCUUAUAUUUGUGACUUCUGUCACAGAUGUCUUAUAUCAAAACAAGGAAUUAUAAAACAUUUAUGCACUCAUACUGGAGAGAGACCACACAAGUGUGAUAUUUGCAGUAGAGGUUUUAUAACAAAAUGUGAACUUAAGUGUCAUAAAAUGACUCAUACCGGAGAGAAACCGUUUAAGUGUAAAAUAUGCAAUAAAGGUUUUACUAAGCAAUGUGAACUCAAAAACCAUGAAAUGAGACAUUCUGAUAAACAACCAUAUGUAUGUAACAUUUGCAAUAAAGGUUUUAUUAAAUCACAUGAUCUUAAACGCCACGAAAUGAUUCAUGGAGAGAAACUGUACAAAUGUGAUAUUUGCACCAAAUGUUUUGUACACGAAUAUCAACUUAGGCUUCACAUAAAGACCCAUACUGGUGAGGAGCCAUACAAGUGUAAUAUUUGCAGUAAAGGUUUUAUAAAGAAAUAUGCAUUCAACCAGCAUAAAUUCAUUCAUUCUGGGGAGAGACCGUACAAGUGUGAACACUGUAACAAAUGUUUUACCCGUUUACAAUAUUAUUAUAACCAUUUAAGGACUCAUACUGGUGAAAAACCAUUCAAGUGUGAUAUUUGCACCAAAAGUUUUAUAAGAAAAUGUCAACUUAGUUACCAUAAAAAAACUCAUACUAAUGAGAAACCGCAUAAGUGUAAUAUUUGCAGUAAAGGUUUUGUAUGGAAACAUGAACUCAACCAUCAUGAGUUGAGUCAUAUGUCAUUUGAUAAGCAACCAUACCAGUGUAACAUUUGCAAGAAAGGUUUUCUUAGAAUACAUGACUAUAUACGUCAUGAAAUGAUUCAUACUGGAGAGAGACCGUACCAAUGCGAUCAAUGUAACAAAACUUUUGUCCUUAAAGCAAAUUUUAAAAACCAUUUAAGGUCUAAGAGUCAUGCAGAAAAAACUUUGUGAUAAAGUAAAGGGACAAAUUAUUUCAAGAGACAAACGCACCUCUAGAACAACAAUGACAUUGGUGCCAAAUUUCAUUUUUGGUCAAUUCCCCUGGAAAUAUUUUUCUCAAUUGGAAUUUAUUAUAGCAUUUUUUGCAAAAAAUCAUUAUUAUAAUAAUAACGCACGCCCUCAACAUAGCCCCGCACCAGGGAAAGCAGGAAACCCUGUGUCGCGGGUGCCAUGCACACACACACAUACACCACAAAUUACCUACACCCAUUCUCACAUUAAUAAGGAUUUAUAGGCUUACUUGUGAAAAUAUUGCAUUAUUCUAAGAUUAAUACUUUGCUUGCUAUUUAUUUAUUAUUUUGGCAGGUGCAUGUAGGUACCUACAGUUACGUCGAUGUUCUUAUUGAACUGUUUAUUAACUUUAAGGACACCAAGAACAUUGGAGUAAAAUCAGAACGUCAGCUUUGAAAUAAAAAAUAAUUCAUAGAUUGGUAAUACAUAGAUUAAUGCAUCAAUAUAAUGUACUUUGGAACUCAUUUUAGUUUCUAUUACUAGGAGUGCCCAUAAAGAAUAAAUUUUUUAAGAGUUACGAUAAUUUAACGGUAGUAUUUUCACCUAACAAUGAUAAAAUAUAAUUGGAACUCAUGCAAUUUGGUAAUGUUUUAUUACAAAAAUUAAUAGCAAUCAAAUAUUUUUUAUCAAGCCUUCCUUCCCUGGUGAAAACAUAUAUAAUUAUGCAGUGAAUUGCAGCGUAAAAAUGCUUACAGAACGAAAAGUUAGCGCCUGGAAACACGAGGAGAAAGUUUUCGCGCGACCGCCACGCUCCGCUCCUCUCCGCAACUCCGCUCGGCGCCCGCGUAGACAAAAGACAAGCUAGUACUUUCCAGCUUAAAGCUAAAUAAAUAGAGCGUAUUUUGUCAUGACAUGGUCUCUAAACACGUGCACGCGGCCGCUGGGCGGCGGCCGUCGCAGACUCCGCUCUUCGACCGCGCGGGGGAGCGCUAUGAAAUUCGUGUCGUAUAAAGGCGCCCUAAGUGUGUCAAUUUGAGCAUAGAAAUACAGAAUGGAGUCUAAUUACUUACAACAAAAAAGACACUAAAAUAAAAGUCCCUAAGGUAUAAAAGCAAUUUUAGCACACACUGUGAUGGUAAUUAAACAUACGGUAAUUGUGUUUUAUAUAUUAUAUUCUUUUUUCGGAGAAUAACAUUGACCCAACUGCGUUUUGUGUCUUUUUAUCAUAAAGUAUAUAUUUUUUGU